Molecule: messenger RNA, 540 nt
Organism: Debaryomyces fabryi
Lineage: Eukaryota; Fungi; Ascomycota; Pichiomycetes; Serinales; Debaryomycetaceae
Gene: PAM17
Product: Pam17p
Exons: 1
Coding region: 1-540 (179 amino acids)
Biological process (GO): protein import into mitochondrial matrix
Cellular component (GO): PAM complex, Tim23 associated import motor
Source: RefSeq, a predicted model, not a curated record
AUGCUUAUGCUCAGGAAUAUUGGAAUUUACAACAGGCUGAUUAAAACGAUUGGUAGAUCGGUCCGCUUUAAUUCAACUGGAGGAUCGUCGUUGAAUUGGGUCGAGUACUUAAACUUGAAAAAGCAGAAUAAUAGACUUAAUGUGGCUUCGUCAGUGUUUACCAGUUUGGGAGGUGCAUUCAUAACAUUGACAUACUUAGGAAACAUCGAAAUACAAGUCGAUAAGCCUAUCAUGGGAUUAGAUCCAUUUAUGGUGAUGGGUGGUGCUGUUAUCUUAGGAGGCGGUGUAGGAUACUUGUUUGGCCCAUUUAUCGGUACUGCUUUAUUCAGCUUGAAGAACAAAGCGGCCAUGAACCAAUUCAAAAUAAAAGACCAGAUUUUCUUGCAAAAAAUCAGACAACAUAGGGUAGAUCCAUCUUCGCAAUCUUUUUCUAAUCCAGUUCCAGAUUAUUACGGGGAAAGAAUCUAUUCGUUGAAGGAUUAUAAGCAAUGGUUAAGAGAUUGUAAUGCUUUCAGAAGAAAGGCUAAGGAAUUCCUUUAG